CUUGAUGUUCUGGAUUUCAAUGAAACAACCCUCUUUCUCUUCACAUCUCAGGAAGCAUUUGAUAUUCCAAGCAUAAAUCAGUGCAUUUAAGUCGAAUCUAUUGCGUAGUGCUUCUGCCACACACCGAGAUGUUUGUGCUCAGGAACGUUGGUAACUUCAUUUUUGGAGGGGACGCUUCCAAGCAAACUCUCAUAGAAUUACCUCAAGGCCAGCUCUAUCUCGUACGACCUCUCUCUCCGAAGGGCUACUCCGAGUUGAUCUUCAAAGAUUGCGCAGCAAGAAUCCGUCGGACAAACCAGGACUUCCAGUACCAACUGGUUAUUCAACGAGCAUACGAGGAAGGCGAAGAAGACCUGUUGGACGACGAAGAAGGAGAGGACGCCGAUAUUGCUGCCUUAGCUGGGGAUCGAGACGAGAAGACAUUCCUGCUCGACGAAAGCCUGCAUUUUAGAACAGAAUUUCGAGAAGCUACCGGAGAGAAGGUUCUAGCUUGGAGAGAUCUAAGUGGAGACACUGGAGACCUCUACGAAUUCGUCUGCGACGAUUCGAUCGAUGUAGGACAAGUUCAAACCUUCGAAAUUACCGCUGUUCAUUGUCAAUACGAGCGAAAGCACAGAAAGAACCAUCAGACCGCUACUGAGCAAGAUCUUGCAGAGUUUGCUUUCGAGAGAGAAGAUCCGAUACCAAGAGCAAGUCCAACACACAGCCCAACAGCGCUCUCUCCUGUUGCAACUAUGCCUGCAACCAGGUCGACUGCCAACUCUGCUUUGAAGCGACAAGACACGCCAACAAAGUCUUCAAAGAAGACUCCUGUUCGUGAAGAAGGACCUACGGAAGCACCUCCAGUAGCUGACCACCCAGAAUCACGUUCCGUUCUUACGGAGGAAAGGGCCGAACUACACUUGUUCGACUUUCAAUCGGGUGCGUUCAUUCUUCAAGAUCCCAGCGUCAAGGCUACCGUUUACGAGGUUGGGAACUGGCAAUACUAUCUUCAGAUCUCGAGCGACAAAAGAGACUGGCUUGGUCAAGAGGUUAUUGCAGACAUUAAUCCUGUAUUUAACUUCGAGUAUCUAUCCUUCAUCUUCAACGCGUACGCACCAACGGGUGAUGCAUAUUCCUGGCUGCUUCGAUUCAAGGACCAGGAGACGGAAACUCGAUUCCAGGAGGGUCUCAUGCAAGCCUUAUGGGAGCAGCUCAACGAGCAGAAGUGGCUCAAGAACAAGGCAGAUGAGCGAGACUAUGUCCUUGAGGCUUUCCAGGAUUUAACAAUGGAAGAUGCUCCUGGAGCAGAAGAAGAGGAGGAAGAAUAUGAGGUAGAGGAACCAGAAGAUGAUGGACAAAAGAGCGAACACUAUGACAGCGAUGAGGAAGAGGAUGAUGUUGUCACACGGGACGAUGAUGGCAAUGUCAACUCCCAAUUAGCUGUUGGCUAUAAGCACGAUCGGUCGUUUGUUGUUCGAGGCUCGAAGAUUGGUGUGUUCAAGCAUACGCCUAACAACAACCUUGAAUUCUCUACCAAUAUCUCGAAAGUCGAAACUCCAAGUGGAAAGCUGUUCAGUCCUAAAAAGGUUAUGCUCCAUGCAGAGGAUACCAACAUGAUUUUGCAGAACGAGGCAAAUCCUAACUCGUUGUAUCGCAUGGACUUGGAGUAUGGCAAAAUCGUUGAUGAAUGGAAAGUUCACGAUGAUAUACCAGUCAAUACCUUCGCACCUGAGAGCAAAUUCGCUCAGAUGACUGGCGAACAGACCUUCCUUGGUCUAUCAAGAAAUGCUCUCUACAGAAUUGAUCCUCGACUGGCUGGGAAUAAGCUUGUGGAUUCGGAGCUCAAGCAAUAUAUCUCGAAGAAUGACUUCUCAGCUGCGGCCACAACCGACAAAGGCUAUAUCGCGGUCGCCAGCAACAAAGGUGACAUUCGCAUGUUCGACAGACUCGGUAUCAACGCCAAGACGCACAUUCCAGCUCUUGGUGACCCAAUCAUUGGUCUUGAUGUCAGCGCUGAUGGCCGUUGGGUUCUUGCUACGUGCAGAACCUACCUACUUCUCAUUGACGCAAUGCAGAAGGAAGGCAAAAACGAGGGCAAGCUUGGUUUCGAGAAAUCAUUCGGGAAGGAUUCCAAGCCUCAGCCCCGUCGUCUUGGUCUGACACCCUCUCACGUUGCACAAUUCCAACACGAGACUGGCAUCCCUCUUUCGUUUACACCUGCCCGUUUCAACACAGGCGAAGGCCUUACUGAGACCUCGAUCAUCACUGCCACCGGUCCAUUCAUCGUCACCUGGAACUUGAAGAAGGUUUUGAGAGGCAACAAAGAUCCAUAUACCAUCAAGCGAUACGCCGAGGAAGUUAAGGCCGACAAUUUCAAGUAUGGCAGCGAUAAGAAUGUCAUCGUUGCGCUGCCAAAUGAAGUCAACAUGGUCGCGAAGCAAUCUUUCAAGAAGCCGACACGAGAGAGUAUUGCAACACCAGCCAGAAUUGGUGGUGGAAGCUUCGGUGGGAGAAAAAGUGAAGCAGGACGUAUUGGCAAUCGGGACAGUGCCAGAUACAAGCUUGGCAAAGAUGAUGUGGUUAACUCUCCUUACUGAUCCGGCUUUUUAUCCUUUUACGACUUUACGAUGGAGGCGUUUUGGGUUUAGUUAAUGCUUGCUGGGCGCGGGUAGAACGUUGACAGAAUUUGUCGCCGUAGUGGGAUGGGUAAAGGUUUCUUUGGCGGGCGACGGUGAAGAAGCGACAUUCAGUGCGCUGAGCAUGUCAGCUUUUAUUUGCACUUCAUGUACUUAGCAGAAUACCAAUACCCCUUGACUUUUUAGAACUAUGUGGAAGCACCAUACCUUCCUCCACACUUGAAG
Mollisia scopiformis is the source of this 2843-nucleotide messenger RNA. Its product is annotated as Vid27 family protein. The transcript is spliced from 2 exons. Lineage: Eukaryota; Fungi; Ascomycota; Leotiomycetes; Helotiales; Mollisiaceae. Gene Ontology annotation, cellular component: nucleus; cytoplasm. The coding region runs from base 129 to 2579 and encodes 816 amino acids. The record is from RefSeq and is a predicted model, not a curated record.